CUCAAGACUCACACAGUUCAUAUAUAGGUCUCGGAUACCUAUGUCUCGGCUGAUGGAAUCUUUCUCUGGGUUCACUCGUCUGACUCUCUAGACUCUGGCCGCGCUUUCUCCACAAUCGCCAGUGAAGCAUCAUCUUCUGACAGUGACAUCGCUUCUAUUUCUUUACUCGUACACCCUUGGACUUCGAACCGACUGCUCGAUCUAGUACUCGUAUGUCUGCUGUCGUCGACUUUGAGCAAACUACUGGACAGCCAGAUGUGCGACAUGAUACUCAGGCUGUUCGUGACACUGAGCCCAUCCCGCUCGUUAUUGUGGAAGGAUUCUUGGGUGGGAUAGGUCAGGUCGUUGGAGGGAAUUUCGAGUAUUACCUGAAUGGAGAGGGUAAGAUUGCGGAGAAUACGGGCAGGACGGUGAUAUUUGCUGGUGUUGGGCCUGUGAGCUCGUUACACGACAGAGCUUGUGAAUUGUUUUACCUAUUAAUUGGGGGACAAGUUGAUUAUGGUGCCACACACUCUUGUCUGCAUAAGCAUGCCCGCUAUGGACGUGCACACGAAGCAGGCCUCUACCCGGGUUGGUCUGCUGCACGGCCAUUACAUUUUCUGGGUCAUUCGAUCGGUGGCUUGACCAUCGUGAGAUUACAGCAUUUGCUGAGAGAACGGUUCUUUGGUCAGGAAUAUGGUCCCGACAUGCUCAAAUCACUAACUACGGUCUGCUCUCCAUUCCGCGGAACACAACUAGUCUACACCCUCGGCGAACGCACCGACGCCGCCCCCUCCGUCCGCCCCUUCUCCGUCGGCUCCGCUCUCACCAAGGGCAUCCACCUCCUCUGCUACCUCUCACCCCUCACAUCACCCCUCCUCGACCUCCGCGCCGAGUCGCGUGCGCUCUCGUUUCGGGAGUUGUCGCUGACUUCGCUGUUGAGACAGUUGUGGAGGAGCGAUUGGGCGGAGAGUAGGGAUGCGUUGCCGUUUGAUGUUACGUUUGAGGCGGCGGAUGAGAGGGAAGGGAGAGGUGAGGGAGGGUUGUGUGAGGGGACGUUUUAUAGGAGUUAUGUGGCGUGCAUGACGCAGAAAUCCAACUGGACGACAAACUCGCACACCCCUACUAUAAGCCACAUAAUCUCUGCACCACUCUACCUAACCUCUCGUAUAAUGGGUUCUUUCGACUUCUCCACCAUCCGUCCAAUACCAUCGUUUCUCCUCAGACAUGAAGCCGAUGUGUAUGAUACAUCCAAACAGAGCCCCGGCGCUGAUGUCGAGUGUGAUGCACAGACGUCAAAUACGGCCUCCACGUUGGGAGAAGAAUAUUGGGCGAACGAUGGUGUCGUGCCUGUAUUCUCCCAAUGGCAUCCUUUCCGCUGCCGAGACACGCAUUGCCUACACCACCCCACGCAGCCCAAAACCGCUCCAGAACCGCUAGUCCAACACCCCCCGUCACAACUCAAAACCACCACCAGCGCGACCACUCACUCUCCAAUCCCACCUCCCCCAAACUUGAAAUCACCCAACUCCGAACCAAGGCCCGGCAUCUGGAACGUCCACCACUUAGAGGGAACGACCCACGUCUCCAUCAUGCCUUUCUGGACUGGCUCUCGCCUCCAGAGAGAGUUCUGGUCUGAAUAUGGGGAUUGGUUGCGGAAUGUUGAGACGACGACUGCCCGGUGAUGGUGAUGAAUUGAAGGGGACCUUUUCACGUUUUACUUCAUACAGGGAGCCUGAGGAUGGAUUAUCGCAUCUCUAUCCGGGAAAAUUUGUCUGGAACACAUAUAUAUAUUUGUAUGCCUCGUUCACUUGUCUUUACAUACAUACGCUAUCG
This is a messenger RNA of Stereum hirsutum FP-91666 SS1, 1815 nucleotides long. Its product is annotated as alpha/beta-hydrolase. Lineage: Eukaryota; Fungi; Basidiomycota; Agaricomycetes; Russulales; Stereaceae. The coding region runs from base 213 to 1664 and encodes 483 amino acids. The record is from RefSeq and is a predicted model, not a curated record. The transcript has 7 exons.